UCACUAAGUUUACAGUCAUGGUUUGGUUAUUUUUGCCAGCUAGGGACAUCCAAAUAGUAAAGGAGCUGGAAGAUGUUGACACGAUGGAGCGUCAACCCGUCACCUUCCUGUGUGAGGUUAACCAGGUGGAUGUGGAUGGUCGGUGGUAUAGAGAUGACUGCAGGAUCCGACCUGGGGACAACAUCAAGAUCAGACAUCAGGGUAAAACGCACACCCUGUCCUUUAAGUCAGUCAGGCCAGAACAUGCUGGAGAGAUCAGAUUCACCGCAGAGCGUGUCUCAUCCUAUGCAACUCUCACAGUAGAAGAGCUCCCAGUCCAAAUAGUGCGUCCUCUGAGGGUCAAGAUAGCCAUGUAUCACCACCGAGGUCUGCUGGAGUGCCAGGUGUCACGGCCUAAUGCUCAGGUCAGGUGGUACAAGAACAGGAAGGAGCUCCUGCCCAGUAAGAAGUACCAACUGAUCAGCCAAGAUGUCUACAGGCAGCUGACCAUCGAUAACGUCUGCUCCUCAGAUGAGGACACCUACACAUGUGAUGCUGGAGAUGACACAACCUCUUGUCAGCUUCUGGUGGAAGAGCAGGCUAUCAGUAUAGUCCAGGGGAUGAGCUCAGUAGAGGUGAUGGAGCCAGAGCCUGCACAGUUCCAAGUGGAGACCAGCCUGAAGUCAGGGAGGCCGCCCAAAUGGACCCUGAACGGUGAUGUGCUGGAACACAACGCAGCGGUGAACAUCAACAGGGAGGGGACCGUCCACAGCCUCUGUCUCAUCUCCACAGACAGCUCCAUGUCUGGGCCUGUGCUUUUUGUAGCUGGCAAGAGUCGUUCCUCUGCUCAGCUUACUGUGAAAGAGCGACCUCUCCAGGUUGUGCACCAUUUGGACGAUGCAGAGGCGAAAGAGAACAGCUCUGUGACCCUGAGCUGCGAGUUUGCCCCCUCUCCCAGGGUGGUGCGGUGGUUUAAAGGUCGUACAGCUCUGAAGACCUCAAACAAGUACAGCAUGAAGCGAGAGGGGAAACGAGCAGAGUUGACCAUUCAUGGCUUGACAGGGAUGGAUGCAGGACAGUACCGCUGCAUGGCUGGGGGUUCACAGAGCCAAGCACAUGUGAAGGUAGAAGUGCGAACAUUGAAGUUAGUGAAACACCUUGAACCAGUGGAAAUUGAGGAAGAUGGCACCGCCACAUUCUCAUGUGAGCUCAACUAUGUGGUUGCCAACGUGGAGUGGCUCCUCAACAAUGUCCGUCUCUAUUCCAACGCCAUCAGCAGGAUACAGCACAUGGGCACUAUGCACAGCCUCACAAUCAAGAAGCUGCGGCCACAGGAGAGCAGGGUCACCUUCAAAGUGGGCCUUCUUUCUGAGACAACAACCUUAAAGGUCAAAGAGCGCCCAGCAGUGUUCUUGAGGUCUCUGGAGGAUGCAGUAGGAGAAGAGCAAGGGGAGGUCUGCUUGCAGUGUGAAAUUUCUAAAGAGACAGUGACCCCUGUGUGGAUGAAGGAUGGUAUAGUCCUGACAGCUGAUGACAAACAUGAGCUGCUUCAGUCUGGGAAGUCCAUGGCAUUGAUUGUUCAUUCCCUGAGCAAGGAUGACGCUGGCCUAUACACCUGUGACCUGGGCACCAGCCAGACCAAAGCUAAAGUUUAUGUACAUGACUUACACAUCACCAUUACUCAACGUAUGAAGACGUCCUCUAUUCUGGAGGGCGAAAACUGCACUUUUGAGUGUCAGCUCUCUCAUGAUCUCAGUGAUGAGCCUUCCUGGACUAUCAACGGCGAGGUGGUAGUCACCAACAGCCGAAUCCAGGUUGUCAACAAUGGCCGCAGGUAUAGGUUGACCAUUAGAGAUGCAGUACUGUCUGAUGCUGGAGAUGUGGUCUUUGCAAUUAAAGACCUAAGCUGUAGGACCAUGCUCUUUGUGAAAGAGAAGCCAGUGCACAUUUUUAGGGAGCUGCUGAAUGUCAAGGCUGUGCCGGGCGAGGACGCAGAGCUUAGCUGUGAGAUCACCAAACCUGAAGUCACUAUCCGUUGGAUGAAAAAUGGACAUUUAAUCAGGCGGAGCCAAAAAUAUGAGAUGAGUGUUGAGAAGAACCUGGCAAGGCUGGUAAUCAAAAAUGCCACCAUCAGAGACUCUGGGGAGUACUGCUGUGAGGCGGAGGGGGUUGCCUCCCGUGCCAAGGUGGAGAUCAGAGAACUCCAGCACACAUUUGCAAGAGAGUUAAGGGACACCCAAGCAGAGGAAAAGGGUAAAGUGACCCUGGAGUGUGAGACCAGGCGGCCAGCCAAACGUGUGACCUGGCAGAAGGGCAUGGUGGAGCUGCGGUCUGGUAGGAAGUAUGUCUUGAGGCAGAAGGGUGUGGUGCUUUCCUUGACCAUCACCUGUCUGGAGAAAUCAGACACGGAUAUUUACACAUGUGACGUUGGUACCAUGCAGAGCCGGGCACAGCUGACUGUACAAGGCCAGAAGGUAUUGAUCCUGGAUGAACUAGAGGAUGUUGAGUGUCUAGAGGGCGACACAGUCACAUUCAGGUGUCAAAUCUGUCCCAGCGACUAUACCGGGGUCAAGUGGUAUCUGGACGAGACUCUACUGUACACCAAUAAUCUAAAUGAGAUCCAAAUGGUGCCGGGAGGCUACCACACCCUCACAUUUAGACAGCUUGCCCGCAAAGACACUGGAACUAUCUCAUUUGCAGCAGGGGACAAACGAUCGUAUGCCUCACUGUUGGUUAGAGAGAGGCGUCCCACCAUCUGUAAAGCAUUGGAAGACUGUGAGGCUAUUGAAGGAGGUGGUUUGGUUUUGUCCUGUGUGACCUCCAAGCCAUGUCACAUCCUGUGGUACAAAGAUGGCUGCCUGAUGUGGAACUCUUCAAGGUAUUUUGCCAGUCGUUCCGGCUGCGAGGCUCGGCUGACCAUUCGAGAGGUCUGCAAUGGUGAUGCCGGGGUGUAUGAGUGCAGUGCUGGAUCUGUUACAACUAGGGCCGUUGUGACUGUCAAAGCCAUCCCAGCUGAGUUCACUCAGCCUCUAAAAACUUUGGAGGCCAAAGAAGGCGAGACUGUUACUCUGACCUGUGAAUACUCUCUGCCUGGAGUUCAGUUCCACUGGAGGAGAGGUCUGGAGAGCAUCAGACCUGGAGACAAGUACGUGAUGAAACAGAGGAAGACGAUCAUUUCUCUCACCAUCAAAGUCCUGAAGCCUGAGGACUCAGGAGACUACACGUGUCAGUGCCGAGACCACCGCACUACAGCAAGCCUUAAAGUAUAUGCUAUCCCUAUUACAUUCGUACAGCAGCUGAAGAACAUGCAAGUAGAGGAGGGCAGCAAUGUCAUUUUGCGCUGUGAACUCUCCAAACCUGGAAUACCAGUGGAAUGGAGGAAGGAACAUGAACUUUUGAAGAAUGGGGUGAAGUACCAGAUAAGGAAAAGGGAGACCACACUAGAGCUUCUCAUAUGGAAGCCUGUGCCUGAAGACAGUGGGGUCUACAGCUGCGUGUGUGCCGAUCAGAUGACAUCCGCCACUAUCAAAAUCACUGCUCUCCCAGUCACCUUUAAGCAGAAGCUGAGGAAUGUGCUGAUCGAGGAGGGCAACACUGCGACUUUACGCUGUGAGCUGUCUAAACCGGGUCACUCUGUGGAGUGGUGGAAGAGUGGAGAUGAGCUCAUCAGGAAUGGAGAGAAAUAUCAUAUGCGGCAGAGAGACAUGUUGAUUGAACUGAGGAUCUCUGAUGUGACACCUGAGGACAGCGACAUCUACACGUGCACCUGUGGAAACAUAGAGACCACUGCAACUCUGACUGUGAAUGCUCUUCCCAUCACCUUCAAGCAAAAGCUGAAGAACCUUCAAGUUGAGGAAGGACACAACAUCACACUGCAUUGUGAGAUCUCUAAACCUGGUGUCCUGGGGGAGUGGAGGCUCAAAGGAGAUCUGUUGGAGAAUGGAGAGAAGUACCAGAUUAAGCAGAGGGACUCGAUCCUAGAGUUGAUCAUCAGAGAUGCUGUACCAGAGGACAGCGGAGUCUACACCUGUGUCUGUAGAGAGCAGAAGACAAAGGCGACUGUUAAAGUUAUCGCGGUUCCUGCCACAUUUAAAGUGAGCCUGAAAAGCCAAGUGGCUGAAGAGGGGAACAGUGUGACAUUACGCUGUGAACUGUCAAAAAAAGGAGUCCCAGUGCAGUGGCAGAGAGAGGGUCAGCUGCUGUCUGAGGAGGUACCUCCAGGAAAAUAUAAGAUUAAGAUAGAAGGAAAGACAGCUCAGAUGACCAUUCUCAGUGUUCAACCAGAGGAUGCAGGGAAGUACAGCUGCAUCACAGGAGAUGAGAAAACCACUGCUGAGGUCAAAGUGAAACCACUUCCUGUUACAUUCAAACGGGAGAUCCAGCAUCUGGUGGUAAUGGAAGGGGAAGGUGGAGUCUUCUGCUGUGAGCUCUCCAAACCUGGGGCUCCAGUGGAGUGGAGGAAGGGCAGAGUCGUCCUGAAGCCUGGAGACAAAUAUGAAAUGAAGCAAGAGGGACGUCUCACUAAACUGAUCAUCAACGACAUAGAGGAGAGUGAUGCUGGGAAAUACACCUGCAAGAGCAAAGACAGCCAAUCAACUGCUGAGCUCACUGUCCAAGAAUCACCUGAGCGCAGACGUGAAAGAGGUUUGCCACCGAGUUUCAAGUUGCUGCUAGCUAACCAGGAGGUGAUGGAGGGCAACAGUGCGGUUCUGCGCUGUGAGCUUAACAAACCUGCCCCAGCGGUGGAAUGGAGGAGAAGAGGGGAGCUACUGAAGAAUGGAGACAAGUACCAGAUGAGGAAGAAGGACCUGCAGGUGGAGAUGAAGAUUGCGGACAUCGGUCUGGAUGACACCGGAGAUUAUACCUGCGUAUGUGGAGAACAAAAGACAACAGCUAGGGUCAUAGUGAAUGAACAGCCCAUCAGAUUCCUCCAAGAAUUGAAGAAUAUUCAGGUGCAGGAGGGCAAUGGGGUGACGCUCAGCUGUGAGCUCUCCAAACCUGGAGUCCCAGUACAGUGGAGGAAGGGAGACGAUGUGUUGACCAAUGGAGAGAAAUACCAGAUGAAGCAGAGUGGCUCCAUUCUGGAGCUUCUCAUCAGGAAAAGCCAGCCUGAGAACAGUGGCAUUUACAGCUGUGUUUGUGAUGACAUAAAAACUACCGCCACCGUUAUAAUUACUGCGAUUCCAGUGACUUUUAAGCAGAAGCUGAAGAACCAGGAAGCUGUGGAAGAGGGCUGUGUGACACUGCGCUGUGAGCUCUCUAAACCAGGAGUCCCAGUUGAGUGGAGGAGAGAUGCUCAACUCCUGAAGGAGGGAGAUAAAUGUCAGAUGAAGCAAGAGGGCAGGGUGUCUGAAUUGAUGAUCAGAAAUUUAACUCUCACAGACAGCGGGGAGUACAGCUGUUAUGUUGGCACUGUUGUGACUUCAGCUGACAUCAAAGUAAGAGCACUUCCUGUAACAUUUAAGCAAGAGGUCACAAAUUUGGAGGUGAAGGAAGGGGACAGUGGAGUUUUCUGUUGUGAGCUCUCCAAACCUGGAGUUUCAGUGGACUGGAGGAAAGGCAGAGUUAUCCUUAAGCCUGGUUACAAAUAUGAGAUGAAACAGGAGGGACAUCUCGCAAAACUGUUUAUUAACAACGUGGAGGAGAGCGAUGCUGGGAAAUACACCUGCAAAACUCAAGACAGCCAAUCAACUGCUGAGCUCACUGUCAAAGCUCCUCCCAUCACAUUCAAAGCCAAGUUAAGGAACCAGCAAGUGGAGGAGGAGAACAGUGUGACGUUGAGUUGCGAGCUGUCUAAGCCCGGCCUUGUGGUGGAGUGGAGGAAAGGAGAUGAGCUGCUGAAGAAUAAUUUCAAGUACCAGAUUAGAAAUCGAAAUAGCACCUUAGAGCUAACCAUUAAAAACGCACAGCUGGAGGACAGUGGACUCUACAGCUGUAUCUACGGUGAUGUCAAGACCUCAGCCAAUGUCACCAUUACAUCUAUCCCCCUCACCUUUAAGAUGGGUCUGAAGAACCAGGAGGCCCCUGAAGGAGGCAAUGUUACCCUCCGGUGUGAACUGUCCAGGGCCGGGGUGCCUGUACAGUGGUGGAAAGGGGAGGACCAGCUCUAUCAUGGAGGAAGAUAUCAGAUGUCACUGAAGGGCAUGAUAGCUGAGAUGCACAUCCGAAACAUCCAACCAGAGGAUGUUGGAGAGUACAGCUGCGCCUUCGGAGACCAGAAGACGACAGCUGAAGUGAAUGUCAGAGCGGCAGCAUCAGUGUUCUUUGAGAAAGAGCUGGAGAACCAAGCAGUGAUGGAGGGGAAAUCUGUGCUGAUGUCUUGUGAAAUUUCCAGUCCUAAUGUCCCCGUCACUUGGAAGAAGGACAACACUGUGGUGGAAGAAGGAGGAAAAUACAUUUUAAAGAAGAAGGGCUCUACGCACACCCUGGAGAUCAAGAAAUUGCAUCUGGAUGAUGCUGGUGAAUACUGCUGUAUCACCAGGGGCAAGAAGACCACUGCCAAGCUGAUUGUGAGGGCUCCUUCUUCCUCCACAGAGCGUGUGCGGAUUGUUACAGAGCUGAAAGACAUUACAGUGACAGCGGGAGAGGACGCAGUGUUUGUGUGUGAGCUGAGCCACGCUGAUGUGAGUGAGGGUGUGUGGUGGCUUGGUUCCAGUCCAUUGCAGAAGAACGAGAUGAACCAGAUGACGCGCCAGGGUCGCCAACACCGACUGGUCCUCACCAUGACAACGCCUGAGGAGACGGGCACCGUAGCAUUUGUGGUUGGGGAGGAGAGGACCUCUGCAAGUUUGCUAGUUGUUCCUAAGGCCAAAGUUUUAUUUGAGGAGAAGCCUGAAGAUACUGUGAUCAUGGAAGGGGAGAUAGCUACUUUGUCUUGCACAACGUCUGACUUCACCACCCCUGUAACCUGGAGACGAAACCAUAUCCCCCUCCAAAAUGGUGAUAAAUACGAGAUACGUAAGGAAGGAAAAGUCAACCUACUGCUGAUCCAUGAUGUGGAGCCGCUGGAUACUGGAAUAUACUCCUGCGAUACUGGAGAUGUGCAGAGCAGUGCCAAGCUUACUGUGACAGAGCUCCCUCCAUUCUUCCAGGAGGAAUUGCAGAGUGUAGAGGCUGAGGAGGGAGAUUCAGCCUCUCUGUACUGCGAGCUGUCUAAACUUGGAGUGCCGAUACAAUGGAAGAAGAACGGGCUGCCACUAAGAGCUAGCAGGAAGCAUGAGAUGAAACAAGAUGGCUGCUUCCUCCAGCUCCACAUCAAAGAUCUCAAACUUGAGGACAGUGGCAGCUACUCAUGUCAAGCAGGAAGUGCAGAGACCACUGCAGCUGUGUUAGUGAAAGAGCUCCCUCCAUUCUUCAAGAACGAAUUGCGAAGUGUGGAGGCUGAGGAGGAAAGUACAGUCUCCCUGUACUGUGAGCUGUCUAAACCCGGGGUGUCGGUACAGUGGAAGAAGAACAGGCUGCCACUGAGAGCCAUCAGGAAGUACGAGAUAAAGCAGGAUGGCUGCCUCCUCCAGCUCCACAUCAAGGAUCUCAAACCUGAAGACAGUGGCAGCUACUCAUGUCAAGCAGGAAGUGCAGAGACAACUGCAACUGUGAAAGUGAAAGAACUCCCACCAUUUUUCAAAGAAGAAUUGCAGAACAUGAAGGUUGAGGAAGGAGGUACAGCCUUCCUGUGCUGUGAAGUAUCUAAGCCAGAGGUAGCAGUACAAUGGAAGAAGAACCAGCUGCCACUGAGAGCUAGUAGAAAGUAUGAGAUGAAGCAGGAUGGCUGCAUCCUCCAGCUACACAUCAAGGAUCUCAAACCUGAGGACAGUGGGAGCUACAUAUGUCAAGCAGGAAGUGCAGAGACCACCUCAACUGUGUCAGUAAAAGAGCUCCCUCCAUUCUUCAAGAAAGACUUACAAAGUGUGGAGGCUGAGGAGGGAGGUGAGGCCUCCCUGCACUGUGAACUGUCCAAAGCUGGAGUGCCGGUGCAAUGGAAGAAGAACAGGCUUCCACUGAGAGCCAGCAGAAAGUAUGAGAUGACACAAGAUGGUUGCCUCCUCCAGCUCCACAUCAAGGAUCUCAAACUUGAGGACAGUGGCAGCUAUACAUGUCAAGCAGGAAGUGCAGAGACCACUGUGACUGUGACAGUGAAAGAGCUCCCUCCACUCUUCAAGGAAGACUUGCAAAGUGUGGAGGCUGAGGAAGGAGGUGAGGCCUCCCUGUACUGUGAACUGUCCAAACCUGGAGUGCCGGUGCAAUGGAAGAAGAACAGGCUGCCAUUGAGAGCCAGCAGAAAGUACGAGAUGAAGCAAGAUGGCUGCCUCAUUCAGCUCAACAUCAAGGAUCUCAAACCUGAGGACAGUGGCAGCUACACAUGUCAAGCAGGAAGUGAAGAGACCACUGCUACCGUGUCAGUGAAAGAGCUCCCACCUUUAUUCACGGAAGACUUACAAAGCGUAGAGGCUGAGGAAGGAGGUACAGCCUCCCUGUACUGUGAGGUAUCUAAGCCUGGGUUGUCAGUGCAAUGGAAGAAGAACAAGCUGCCACUAAGAGCCAGCAGGAAGUAUGAAAUGAAGCAGGAUGGCUGCGUCCUCCAGCUCUACAUCAAGGAUCUCAAACCUGAGGACAGCGGGAGAUACACAUGUGAAGCAGGAAAUGCAGAGACCACUGCAAGUGUGUCUGUAAAAGAGUUCCCGUUAUUCUUCAAGGAAAAAUUACAAAGUGUGGAAGCUGAGGAGGGAGGUGAGGCCUCCCUGCACUGUGAACUGUCCAAACCUGGAGUUCCGGUGCAAUGGAAGAAGAACAGGCUGCCACUGAGAGCCAGCAGAAAGUACGAGAUGAAGCAAGAUGGCUGCCUCAUUCAGCUCAACAUCAAGGAUCUCAAACCUGAGGACAGUGGCAGCUACACAUGUCAAGCAGGAAGUGAAGAGACCACUGCUACCGUGUCAGUGAAAGAGCUCCCACCUUUAUUCACGGAAGACUUACAAAGCGUAGAGGCUGAGGAAGGAGGUACAGCCUCCCUGUACUGUGAGGUAUCUAAGCCUGGGUUGUCAGUGCAAUGGAAGAAGAACAAGCUGCCACUAAGAGCCAGCAGGAAGUAUGAAAUGAAGCAGGAUGGCUGCGUCCUCCAGCUCUACAUCAAGGAUCUCAAACCUGAGGACAGCGGGAGAUACACAUGUGAGGCAGGAAAUGCAGAGACCACUGCAAGUGUGUCUGUAAAAGAGUUCCCGUUAUUCUUCAAGGAAAAAUUACAAAGUGUGGAGGCUGAGGAGGGAGGUGAGGCCUCCCUGCACUGUGAACUGUCCAAAGCUGGAGUGCCGGUGCAAUGGAAGAAGAACAGGCUUCCACUGAGAGCCAGCAGAAAGUAUGAGAUGACAGAAGAUGGUUGCCUCCUCCAGCUCCACAUCAAGGAUCUCAAACUUGAGGACAGUGGCAGCUAUACGUGUCAAGCAGGAAGUGCAGAGACCACUGUGACUGUGACAGUGAAAGAGCUCCCUCCACUCUUCAAGGAAGACUUGCAAAGUGUGGAGGCUGAGGAAGGAGGUGAGGCCUCCCUGUACUGUGAACUGUCCAAACCUGGAGUGCCGGUGCAAUGGAAGAAGAACAGGCUGCCACUGAGAGCCAGCAGAAAGUACGAGAUGAAGCAAGAUGGCUGCCUCAUUCAGCUCAACAUCAAGGAUCUCAAACCUGAGGACAGUGGCAGCUACACAUGUCAAGCAGGAAGUGAAGAGACCACUGCUACCGUGUCAGUGAAAGAGCUCCCACCUUUAUUCACGGAGGACUUACAAAGCGUAGAGGCUGAGGAAGGAGGUACAGCCUCCCUGUACUGUGAGGUAUCUAAGCCUGGGUUGUCAGUGCAAUGGAAGAAGAACAAGCUGCCACUAAGAGCCAGCAGGAAGUAUGAAAUGAAGCAGGAUGGCUGCGUCCUCCAGCUCUACAUCAAGGAUCUCAAACCUGAGGACAGCGGGAGAUACACAUGUGAAGCAGGAAAUGCAGAGACCACUGCAAGUGUGUCUGUAAAAGAGUUCCCGUUAUUCUUCAAGGAAAAAUUACAAAGUGUGGAGGCUGAGGAGGGAGGUGAGGCCUCCUUGCACUGUGAACUGUCCAAACCUGGAGUGCCGGUGCAAUGGAAGAAGAACAGGCUUCCACUGAGAGCCAGCAGAAAGUAUGAGAUGACACAAGAUGGUUGCCUCCUCCAGCUCCGCAUCAAGGAUCUCAAACUUGAGGACAGUGGCAGCUAUACGUGUCAAGCAGGAAGUGCAGAGACCACUGUGACUGUGACAGUGAAAGAGCUCCCACCUUUAUUCACGGAAGACUUACAAAGCGUAGAGGCUGAGGAAGGAGGUACAGCCUCCCUGUACUGUGAGCUGUCUAAACCCGGGGUGUCAGUUCAAUGGAAGAAGAACAGACUGCCACUGAGAGCAAACAGGAAGUAUGAGAUGAAGCAGGACAGCUGCGUCCUCCAGCUCUACAUCAAGGAUCUCAAACCUGAGGACAGCGGGAGAUACACAUGUGAAGCAGGAAAUGCAGAGACAACUGCAAGUGUGUCAGUAAAAGCACUACAACCUGCUCCACCAAAGGCAGAGCCUCCCACAAUACUGCCGCAGGCAAAGGGCACUGUUUCUGAACCAACUCCUACUCCAGAGAACGAGCCGCCUGGCCUCCCAGACGCCAAACCCGUUCCUCCAGUGCCCAAGAAGAGGGCGAUGCGAAAAGCAUCUAUCACAAUUUCAGAAAAAGAUACGGAACCCAUGUUUGACCUAAAACAGCCUAUACAGUCUAUUCAGAGAGAGAGUAACCAAGACCAAAACGGGAUCCAACCUGCAAGGUCUAUGGAGAAAGACUUUGAUGUUGCACAGAAUGAAAAACAGCUGGAGAGGAAUGAGGACAAAGACAGUGAUGUGUACAAGAAAGCUGACAAACCAGUGACAUUACUUGAGAAGGAUGGUGGGAAAGUGGAAAAGCCAGCUCGGCCUUCGGAUGUGGAAAGUGAAGUUUUCAUAGAGAAGAGACAACCAGAAAGAAACCUGGAGAAAUUAGUUAAGGUUGACCAUGAAGUAAGUCAGUCAGACAGGGUGUUCACUGUGGGUGAACAAAAGAAACCUGAAGUUGAACAGAGCUCAAAACAACCAGGAAAACCUUUAGAGAAAAAAGGGGAAGUGGAGAAGAAGGUGAGCCAGCCAGGAACAGUCCUGUGGAAGAACAGUGAGGAUGAAAAACAGCUUGUGAAUCCACUAGAAAAGCUAAUUGGGGAGGAAACAAUGAAGAAACAAGAAGUGAAGUCUACAGUUCAGGAAUGUGAAAUAAACAAGACAGAAGAAGAGCCUUUGAAACCACCAGUAAGAUCUAAAGUAAAGGUAUCAGGGGGAAGGGAACCACUUAAAUAUGUUCAAAAGGAAACUGAGGAGAUCAUUCCCCAAUCAUUAAACACUACAGUAAAUGAUUCUGAAGAAGACCUUAGACAGAGAGACAGCAUUAAACUACAAGUGUCCACAGAGGCAGAGAGAGAGAAAAUGCCAGUGAAACAAGUGCCUUCUAUAAAUCAGCUCGACAAAUGUGCAGUAAAACUCCCAGAAAAGCCUGUAGAUAAAGAGGCUGAAUUUGUCCCUCCGAAACCACCCGUGAGGACAAAAAGCAAAGCAAAGGGUAGAAUGGAAAAACAAUCAUCGAGGGACACCGAAACAGAUCAAGAUGAACAACAGCUGACAAGAAGUAUGGUGAAAACAACUGAAGAUGAGCCAAUAAAACAGGCAAUAUGGCCUUUGAAACAAGAGGUUGUAGAGAAACCGAGCUUUGAGAGAAACCAGCCAGUAACAACAGACAUUGAAAUACCUGAGAAACUGAAGCAACAUGGGAAAGCUGCAGAGAAGGAUGCUAUCACUAAACAGCCGAUCAAACAACCAGUAAAACCCAUGAGAAAAGAACCUGAAGUGGACCGGGAAAUGAUACUGGCAGUCGAGCCGAUGAGAAGGGAGGAAGAACGACAAACAACAAAGACGACAGAAAACGUUCCUCUUCUUUAUAUUUCUGAAGAUGAAACUUUCUCAGAAGCUUUGACUGAGAUACCAGCGAUCCACAGCGAUGUCCGACCCAUUGACUCUUUUGCUGAAAGGUCAACUCAACCGUCAACCCUUCCUCCAGUUAAUGUACUCCAGAGGACCCUCCCAUCUGAGGAGGCCGCCCCUGAGAUUGACAUCAGCCCUGAAGAUGAACCACAAAUGCAAGAAGCUGCAGUUAAGAUCCAGGCUGCCUUUAAAGGCUACAAAACCCGCAAAGACAUGCGACCAGCCUUUAAAGAGGUCUUUAAAAACCAGAGUGCAGAUCUUAACAGUACAGUCACUCUAGUGUGUGUUGUAGAAGGAAAACCCAGCACAGUGCGUUGGCUGAAAAACGGCCAACAAAUCACUAACGAUAAGCAAUACCGCAUUGAGACAACAGAGAAUGGUGUAUGCACUCUAGUGAUCACUAAACUGACCAACAAUGACAGUGGCAUCUAUACAUGUGAGGUGAUGAAUAAGUUUGGUGUGACCUCUUACAAUGGAAACAUAACAGUUGUCCAGAAGCCUGUACACCCACCUCUUGCAGCCAUUACACCUCUGCAACUUGCCCUGCUGAAGCCUGAGGCACAGGUCACAACACAGACUCAGAAUCUGCCUCAGACUCAAGCCCAGGUACCCACUUCAACUACAGAUGCUGCGAACUAUGUAGAAAGUGUGAACGUCUCUCUGUGGGAGGCCUACAAUCUGAUGGAGCAGGAUACUCAGAUGAACCUCCAACAGAGGAGAGGAUCCUCACUCAUUGCUGCCAGCUCCAUGUCGAGUCCCUCUGAUUAUGACACUGCUCCAGAUAUAAUGGAACCUGUUGAAAUCAGUCCAACUAUACCAAGGGAUGAACCAAAAGCAGCAGACCAAGUGCCUCCAAAAGACAAUAAAGAGCAGAUAGCUGCUCCACAACCUCCUAAGAGCCUAUUGAAGGUCAAAGGAGCCCAAGAGGGCAAAAUGAGGACACCAUCUCCUAAGCACCAUCGUGCCCACACCCCCUUAGUUAGUACUGUUUCUGGAUCAGAGUCUGAAGGGGAAGAGGAUAGACUAGAGACAUUUGAAAUGUAUGUGGCUCGAGCUGACUGCAGUCCUAUCAGUGGAAAUAAGGAUAGUUUUAUUCUGAAGGAGGGCCAGUAUGUAGAGGUCCUGGACUCUGUUCAUCCUCACAGAUGGCUGGUGAGGACCAAACCAACCAAAACCAACCCUGCACGACAGGGGUGGGUGUGUCCAGCCUACCUGGAGAAGAAGAGAAAGGAGACCUUCCCACAAUUGAGAGCACCUCAAGAGGAUCUUGAUGGAAUUGGAUCCACCGGAGAAGAGUACAGGAGAACGCUGAGCCAACUGAUCCAAGGCCUGAUUGAUGGAGAGGAGGAGUUUGUGAAGGAGAUGAAGGUGUUCACCUCUCACCAGCUAAAUUAUUUGGACUCUAGUCGCCAUGUCCCCAUUAACAUCCUCAACCAGAAAGAGAUCAUCUUCAGGAAUGUCAAGGACAUUGUUUCUCUACAUGAGCGGUCCAUUCUUCCCAAACUGAAAGAUUGUGCCACAGAUGAUGAUAUUGCUAUGCAUCUCAUCAAGCGCGCUGAAGACUUUGAAAAGUAUCUUCACUACAUGGUGGGACAAGCACAAGCAGAGGCCUGCAUCGCUGACAAGGCUAUCCAACAGUAUUUCAAAGAGUUAACAGAAUCUGAUAAGCCUGAGGCUCCUGUCAUGGACGUCAUUACCUUCCUUCAGAGACCAGUAGAGAGGAUUCAGACCUACCAGGCUUUACUGAAAGAGUUCAUCAAGAACAAAGCAAAGAGUGGCCAGAGCUGUUGUCUGUUGGAGGAUGCCUUCUCUCUGGUGUCCUGUCUACCCUGGAGGUCUGACAACCUGCACCAGGUCUCCCUCAUUGAGAACUACCCAGCACCUCUCAUUGCCCUGGGCGAGCCUGUGCGACAGGGAGUCUUCACAGUGUGGGAAGAAUCUCCUGAAAUGAAAACAACCUCUAGAGGGCAUCAGAGACAAGUCUUUCUCUUCAAGGAAUGUAUUGUACUUUGUAAGCUGAAAAAAGACACCGGCAUGAACUGUGAUACCUACACCUUCAAGAAUAAAAUGAAGCUGAAUGAUGUGGAAAUAAAGGAGAGUUUGGGUGGAGAUGAAAAGUCUUGGGGGUUGUGGCAUGAGCACAGGGGCUCAAUGCGGAGGUAUACACUGCAGGGCCGCUCCACACUGGUUAAACUCUCCUGGCUCAAAGAUCUGAAGGAGCUACAGCAACGUUCUAGCCUGCCUACUAACAGCCCGCCAGUGUUUGAAUCACAGCUGUCUGAUUGCACAACAAAGAUAGGACAGACAAUCAAACUGAGCUGCAAGGUCACAGGAUCGCCCAAACCAGAAGUCAGCUGGCUCAAAGAUGGCCUUCCUUUGGAGGAUGACCCCCGUCACAUCAUUACAGCAGACCGGACAGGUACCUGCUGCCUUAUCCUGGACAGCCUUACUGCAGAAGACUCUGGACAGUACGCGUGCUAUGCUACCAGCAGCAUGGGCAGUACUGGCACUCUGGCUAAGGUUGUGGUGCAAGCUCCCCCCAGAUUUGUGAGUCGGCUGGAGAGUGCUUGUCUGAUAGAGAGAGAGGAUAUCCAGUUCACUUGUUCCACCCUCACCACUCCUCUACCACGAAUCAGGUGGUUGAAAGAUGGCAGAGAGCUGACUGACAAGCAAAAAUAUUCGGUCCUGAACGACGCUCGGAGUGGAAUCUUGUCUCUAACGGUCAUCAGUGCAACAGAGGCAGAUAUUGGACAGUAUGAGUGUGAGCUUUGGAAUGAGUUUGGCUGCGUGAAGUGCAAGGCAGGACUGUGCCCCGCUUAUGUACCACCGAUUGACAUUGAGAACGACCAACCACAGGAUUUACCUCCUAAAGGUAUGACAGCCAGAACUGCUGAAGGUAAAUAUCCUCCACAGAGCAUGGAAACCCAUGAAAGGGUUUUCAUGCGGAUGCUCCACACUUUCACUAGUUCAGCUCUGUUUGAGAAGGGUGUAAGCACAUGCCAUGGUCCGGGUUUCACCUCAGUCCACUUCACUCCUUAUCCCGUCACCCAUUUUUGCAUCACAUCAUGUGACAUGUCUUCACUUUACAACAUGCUGCAACAGUUUGCAUCAACUUCCACUUUCAACCACUACCAUUCAUCCAUUUUAUCAAGUUUAUACCAUUUUGAGACUUUACUCAUGUUUUCCUUCUUCCCAUUUCACACACACUCAUGUCAACUACCAUACCAGUUGUCACUAGAUCCCCAAGGAUUUGGGCAUGGAGUGAAUGCCAAAAAGAUGAAACAGAAAAAGGAGCUGUACAGUACAGUGAAUGUGGUCUCACAACUAUUAACUGCAUUAUAUGGUGGUAUGCAUGAGAUAAAACACACUUUGUUUCCAUUUCUCACUUUUCCAUCACUAAUAUUGUAUUUUAAGCCUCUAACUUUUAAAUUCCUGCUGAGUGGUAUUUUGUUUGUCAUAGAUGCCGACUCAGAGGGCUGGUCCACUGCCUUUGUGAAGAAAUGGUUACAAACAGACUUCAACCCCACCACUGUUGCUAAGACGAUCUUCCCUCCUGGAUACAGUGAACAAACUGAGUGUAGCACUGAAGAGACUGUUCCUGCUUCUACAUCCAUGGAUCGGGCUGUACAGCAGCCUCUGUAUUAUCUAGAGGAAGAGGAAGAGGAGAUCUACAUCGCAGAGCCAAUGCAGGAUAUUACCGAUGCGCCUCCCUCCAUCCAGGUACCUACUGAGGACCUGUGUGUAGAGCCUGGCCAACCAGCUACAUUUACUGCCAUCAUCACAGGAAGGCCUACCCCUAAAACACAGUGGUACAAGGAUGGAGAGGAACUCACAGCCAAUGAGAAUGUGGAAAUAGUACAGCAUGGUGCCCGCUGCUCAGUGACCAUAGUGUGCCCCGAGGGUGAAGACAGUGGCAUAUACACCUGCUUCUCCUACAAUGACUCUGGGCGUGCCUCAUGCCAGGCUCAGCUCACAGUGGAGGAAGGUCCACUGGAGUCUCAGGAGAGAGAGGUGGAACUGGGGAAGAGAAGGAAGCUAUUCUCUGUCUAUGAUGUCCAUGAGGAAAUUGGAAGGGGAACAUUUGGGGUAGUAAAGCGUGUAAUCCACAGAAGGACAGGUGAAGUCUUUGCUGCCAAGUUCCUGCCUCUGCGGAGCAGCACUCGGACCAGGUCCUUCCAGGAGAGGGACUUGCUCUCCCGUCUGGCUCAUCCCAGAGUGGCCUGUCUGCUGGAUUUCUUUUGCACCAGACGCACGCUGGUGCUAAUCACAGAAAUCUGUUGUUCUCAUGGACUUGUGGAUCAUCUUUUACUGAGAGGAUCAGUCUCAGAGAGAGAGGUUCAAUCAUACAUCCAGCAAAUCCUUGAGGGAGUUGGUCACAUUCACAGCUUGAACAUUUUGCAUCUGGACAUUAAACCUGAGAAUAUCCUAAUGGUGUACCCACCGAGAGAUGAGAUCAAGAUAUGUGACUUUGGCUUCUGCCAGGAAAUAGACACAUCCAGGCACCAAUACAGCAUGUUUGGUACACCAGAGUUUGUUGCACCUGAGAUUAUUCACCAAGAACCAGUUACUGUGGCCACAGAUAUUUGGUCUGUGGGUGUUAUAACCUAUCUAUGUCUGGUGUGCCGAUGCCCUUUUGUGGGUGAGACGGAUCGUGCUACACUGCUGAGGGUAGGCGAAGGGACACUGAACUGGGAUGCCCCUGAUGUCAUGUACAGGAGCCCCGAGGCCCAGGACUUUCUCCACAUGCUCCUUCAACCAGAUCCAGAGAAGCGUCCAUCUGCCUUUGAGUGCUUGAGCCACGAAUGGUUCCAGGAUGAACAUGCAGGCGAAGAUACUGAUGAAAUCAAUACAAAGAGUUUGAAAGCCUUCAUCCAAAAAAGGAAAUGGCAGCGUUCUUUGACUUGUGUUGGUUCAGUGCUCACAUUGAGGCCCAUCCCUGAGCUGCUGGAUGCUCCUCUCAGAGAGACUGCAGUGACUUUGCCCCGUGAGCCCCAGGAACACAGCAGCACCUCUGUGAGCAGUGGCUCAUCGUCUGAGUAUGAUGAGGCUGACUCUUGGGACUUUUUCCAGCACUGCAGCCAAACUGAGGAGGAGGAAGAAACAGAGGAGGACAUUGACCCUCUGAUGGAGAGAGCACAGAUCCCUGAGCCUUUUGCCAAACUCAACCUAGAUGGAGAGGAGGAAGACGACGUGACAUUAGGGGAGGAAGAGGAUGGGGAGAUGCUAGGAAGGAGGAGUGUACUAGAGCGGAGUAUAAGUAGGCAGUCAGUUGCAUCAUCAGAGGUGUCGUACCAACACACACCUCAGAGGGAGCGUAGGUUCAGCAAGGACAGUAGUCCAUCCCUCUAUCUGUCUGACGGAGAUGAGGGUUCAGGGAGUGAUGGAGGUCGAAUCCCUCGGGGCAGCGUCAUCCGAAGCACUUUCUAUAGCACCUCCCAUCAGCUUUCCCCCAUGUCUGCCAGACACAUGACAUUACGGGACAAAUUCCAGGCCAAAAAGCAGGAAAGAGGUCGCAAGCCACUCCGGAGAAGCUUGUCAGGACGCCUAAAUGAACCUCUUAUUGAAUACGUGGAGGAUGAGACAGAGACCAACCGUGGCCAGAGACGGGCAUCUAUCCAGCCCACAAUACAGAAGUCCUGUUCCUUUGACAGUGGAGUCGGCCUCGCCCACACCAUGAUAUCACCUCAGAGGAGGAGCAGGUCUCUUGAUGAGUAUUCUCGACGAUCUCCCAGCUCACCCAAGCACACAAAGCCAGGUGAUGAAGAAGGCACUCAAAGUCUGAAGGAAGAUUUCACAGAUGAUGAAGUGGGUGGGAAAAACUUGUUGGCCAUUCCAGUCCCUCGGCGACCCGCAAGAAGAAGGGGCUCUGUCGCACCCAUACAAGGAACUCGCACACUUGGUGGUACUUCUGGUCCCUUAAGCCUCUUUGCUGGAGACAGACGGAGCCUAAGGCUGGAUCAGGAGCAGACAGAAGGAGACACUUUUGCUGGCUCCCAGGGUUCCCUGACUGAGUCGUCUAUUCAGGAGCAUGGUGGCUCAGAGUCCUCAAGUAGACUUGGCUCUUAUGAGGAGCUGAGUCAUGGUCAUCUGAGAGAAAGAUACAGAUCAGGAGGGAGUGAAGGGUAUGACGAUCAGGGGGCGCCUCUGACUUCACCAUCAACUCGCUCCUCAUUCCAAGAAGUUAAACCCAGAAGCUCAUUUCCCCAGGCACCACCGAGGAACCGCACACGCUCCAACCCCAACUUACCUGCAAACAGCAGAGGUUUCGUGGAUAUAUCACUAACACCCAGUCCUAGUCCCAGCCUUUCGUCUCUCCAGGCUCCAGAGAGGCCUCCCAGGGCCAAAGACAAGAAGGAAGGCCAGGGCCUCCAGAGGCAUGCAUCUGCUCCUGCCCUUGAAGUCCAGCUACCUACAGGAAAAUCACCCAAGCUGGGACUGCUGAAGAUCUUCCGCAGGCAGUCCUGGACUGGCCAUUCCUACGCACAACUGGAGAACACUGAGUUAGGACCUACGCUAGGAGAGAUAAUGAAGCCAGAUACUCCCACCAUGUCUCUGAGGAAGAAAAUGAGAGCUUCAGCCUCCAGCCUGACCAAGCUGUUUUCAAGGUCUUCCAGUAAGGAGGAUGUGAGUAAAGGAGGGCCAAUAGUAAAAGGAUCAGCUCCCACCCCACCUGAAAGGAGGCGUGGCAAACUCUUGCCUUCUUUAAAAAUACCAUCAUUCAAAAAGACAAAAGAUGUGCCAGUCCGUCCCAACAAGCCUGAUGUACUCCAGUUAGACGGAGGUGGAGUCCUGCUGGUGUGGAGGCCAGUCCAGUCUAGUGACCCUGUCACCUAUUGUGUGCAAUACUGUACAGAUGGUGGGGAGUGGACGGUCCUGUCAGAGGAGGUGACAGAUAGCUGCUAUGUGGUGAAGGACUUACCCAGAGGAGCUUCUUAUGUGUUCAGGGUGGGCUGUGUCACCAAGAAAGGAGCAGGACCUUUUAGUGAUACUUCGUCACCUGUUGUCAUGGCCACUCACCCUGAAGAGACUCACAUUCCUCUCAUCCAGACUGAGUCCCUGGGGUCAAAGGUCGUUCGGUCAGAACAACAGACAACACAGAAGAACUACAACUUCCUCUCUGAGAUCAACAGGGGUCGUUUCAGCGUAGUAACCCUGUGUAGGGAUGCUGAGACCAGCCAAGUGUUUGCUGCCAAGAUCACCCCUUACCAAGCAGAGCAGAGACAGUUGGUGCUGAGGGAAUACCAGCUGUUGAAAAAGCUUCAUCACACCCACCUGGUCCAGCUGCACACUGCCUACAUCACCUCCUGCUACCUGGUGUUAGUGGAGGAACUCUGCCCUGGCAAAGAGCUGCUCUACAGUCUGGCUGGAAGAGAUCUCUAUUCAGAGGCUCAGGUCGCAGAGCUGCUGGUUCAGAUUCUGAGCGCAGUUGACUACCUUCACAGCCGUCGAGUCAUCCACCUGGACCUGAAGUCUGACAACAUGCUGGUGGACGAUGGUAACCACCUGAAGAUCGUAGACUUUGGCUCGGCUCAGUUCUUCACACCCGGUCAGCCUCUCAUCAUAGAGCACAUCCAGGGCCUGUCAGAGUGCAAAGACCGCAGCAAAGUUUAUAUUGUCCUUCCUAAAGCUCCGGAAAUCCUAGAGGGUCAGGGUGUCGGGCCUGAGACUGAUAUUUGGGCUAUUGGAGUUCUGUCAUUCAUCAUGUUGAGUGCCGACAGCCCAUUUCAAGCAGAACACAGCGGGGAGCAAGACAAAAACAUCAAGAAAGGGAAGAUCCAGUUUGGACACUGUUACCCUGGUCUGUCAGAGGGAGCCUUAAACUUCAUGAAGAGCAGCCUGAAUAACAAAUCCUGGGGGAGGCCCACUGCAGCUGAGUGUCUCCAGAACCCCUGGCUACGCGCCCAUCGUGCCCCACACAAAGCACGAUGCUCCAAGGUGUGCUUCUCCACAGACAAGCUUAAAGCUUACCUUGAACAGAAGGAGGAGAAACGAGACCAGGUCCGCACCAAGCUUAAGGGUCCGUUCUUCCAGUAAGACAACAACGACAAAAAAGUAUUAUUUUCUUUUACUGGCAGUUUUUCCUAAAAAUUAUGCAGCCUUAGAACUAGCACAUUUCAUUUUAGCUGAAUGUUUCCUGUGUGGCUCAUUUCUGGCGCGCUGGAGCCAAAUCAGAUAUCAAUCAUUGUAGCGUCCUCUGAUUAUGAAAAUGUGAUGCGUCUUAAUGAUUUUUCAAAGUGUACUCAUCCAUUAGACUGUAUAUGUGAGUGUGCUGCAUUUGUUUUGCUUUGGUUUAUAUUGAAACAUAUCAGGGAUAAGGUUUAGUCUAUGCAAAGAGUGCACACUGUUGAAGGAGUUUUUGACUUGGUGACAUGAGAAUCUGUUGUUUUGAUCCUUUGCUACAGUAUCAGACAGAUGCACAUGUUUGGCUUUAUGCUGUUUAUGAUAAAUGAAAAAAUGUUUUCUGUGCUAUUCUUCAAACAUAACGCAGAUAUAUUUUUGAGUGAUAUACAGUGUUUUAUUUAAAGAUUUACAUGUUCUGCCUUCAAUGUAUAAAUGGGAAAUGAAUUAAAUUUACAGGUUUUAUCGGAUGCUUCGAAGUUUCAUGAUGCUUAUAUUUUGGGUCAACCACCCACCUGAAUGAGUUAGUGAGUGAAAGGUGAAUUAAAUGGCACAAAAGUGA
Molecule: messenger RNA, 20709 nt
Organism: Thunnus maccoyii (southern bluefin tuna)
Lineage: Eukaryota; Metazoa; Chordata; Actinopteri; Scombriformes; Scombridae
Gene: obscna
Product: obscurin, cytoskeletal calmodulin and titin-interacting RhoGEF a
Exons: 82
Coding region: 18-20063 (6681 amino acids)
Biological process (GO): protein phosphorylation
Molecular function (GO): protein binding; ATP binding; protein kinase activity
Source: RefSeq, a predicted model, not a curated record